Diaporthe citri is the source of this 1716-nucleotide messenger RNA. RefSeq lists its product as uncharacterized. The transcript has 5 exons. The record is from RefSeq and is a predicted model, not a curated record. Bases 1 to 1716 code for a protein of 571 amino acids. Lineage: Eukaryota; Fungi; Ascomycota; Sordariomycetes; Diaporthales; Diaporthaceae.
AUGCAACUCAACACCCUCGUCUUCGCCCUCAUGGGCUUCUCUGCCGCCGUCGAGGCGUCUGCCAUCCACCGGCACCAGGACGGCCUCCUGGUCUCGAGGCAAUUUGGUGGCGGUGGUUUCGGAGGUGGCGGCUUCGGCGGUGGCGGCUUCGGCGGUGGCGGCGGCGGCUUCGGCGGCGGACAGGGCCAAGGCCAGGGUCAGGGUCAAGGACAACAAGGAGGGCAGGGACAACAGGGCCAGCAGGGCCAGCAAGGUCAACAGGGACAGCAAGGCCAGAAUGGACAACAAGACCAGAAUGGACAGCAGGGUCAGAACGGCCAGGAUGACCAGAACGGUCAGAACGGCGGCAACAACAACAACAACAACAACAACGGUGGAAACAACGGUGCUCAGUGUCUGCAGGCCGAUGCCGUCCAAGAUGGCUCGGCAUCAGAUGGACAGGAAGCAGGUGCCGAAGAGGGCCAGGCCGCCUCCAUCACGGAUGACAACAACUUCAUCAACUUCUGCUCCGGCAAGACCCUGACCAAUGGUCUUCAGAACAAGCAGGGAUCCUGCAACGGUAUUCCCAUGGGAGAGAUCCCAGCGCAGAACAACAUGGCCUCGACCAUCAUCACAAGCCCUGUGCCUGGCAAGGAGCCGCAGCCCAACGAGGACUUCGAUGUCAAUGUCCAGAUCGCAAACAUGGACCUGGGUACCUUCACCAACCCCGACAACACCUACUACUCUGCUCCCCAGCAGCUCGGAAACGGAGGCAACGUUAUUGGCCACACUCACGUCACCAUCCAGGACAUGGGUAACUCCAUCACCCCGAACCAGCCUCUGGAUGCCUCUCAGUUCGCCUUCUUCAAGGGUAUUAACGACGCGGGCAACGGCAACGGAGGUCUGAGCGCCACGGUUACUGGUGGUCUCCCAGCCGGUAACUACCGUGUCUGCACCAUGGCCGGUGCUUCCAACCACCAGCCUAUCCUCAUGCCUGUUGCUCAGCGUGGUGCCCAAGAUGACUGUGUGAGAAUUACCAUCGGCGGUGGCAACAACGGAGGCGGCAACAACAAUGGAGGCAACAACAACGGCGGCCAGGGCCAGAAUGGUCAACAGGGCCAGAACGGUCAGCAGGGCCAGAACGGUCAACAAGGCCAGAAUGGACAACAGGGCCAAGGCGGUCAACAAGGCCAAGGUGGUCGCGGUCAAGGAGGCCAACAAGGACAAGGUAAUUCCCAAUCCUCCCAGGGCGCUUCAUCCAGUUCCAACACCGACUCCAAUGCCUCCGAACAAGCUGGUGCCACUCCUUCAUCUGCCACUGCACCCUCCAAAACAUCAGGCUCCUCUUCCUCCGCUGGUAAAGCAAACAAAGGUCAAAAGGGACAGAAUGGUAACGCCCAACAGGCCGCGGAAGGCAAUAACUCAACCGCAUCCGCGAACGAGUCCGAAGGCAACGCUAAGAGCGGGUCCUCUUCCUCCUCCUCCUCCUCCUCCUCCUCGAGCGGAGGUGCCAUCGGUGGCAUCUCGGCCCCCGCGGUGACGGAUUCCGGCAACCCGGACCGGCCCUUCUCAGUCAACGGCAACACUUUCGUUAAUGAAGGCGCCGCUAUCCAGCGUGCCUGCGCUAUUCAAAACAACGCGUGCGCAGACGCCGUCAAUUCAGGAAAGGUCUCUGGCCAGACAGUCGGCGACUGCAACGCGCAGGAGCAGACGUGCAAUUCGAAAGGCGCAGCAUAG